GUUUACUUCGGUGCUGUAACUCCUCACAUUCGUGGGAUAACUCAGGGAAUGGCCACACGUGACUUGACUCUGGCAAUAUCUAGCUAAUAACUCCCCAAAAAGCCGUUUCCUGCACACCUCCUCGCCCAGAUAAGCCGGAACCUCCUCGGGGAGCACCAAAAGAAAUUCGCAGAAUCUCACUACACAGAUCCAAAUUCACGAAUACCUUUUGCACCAGUGCACAAAUGCGAUCGUUGCCUCCCCCCAGAAUAACCCGUCUGAGACGAUGGAAGCGCAUUAAAAGGGCUAUUCGCUCGUUUUUCACACAGGGUUACGUAUCGGAUCCUGGUGCAUUUUUGCCUCAGAACGGCUCGAGGUCUCAUAUUUCCAUAAUCAAGAAAUCUCGACUCACCAGCCGUUUCAGAAAGAGGAAUUUCACAGACAUGGGUUUGAGGGAGGGUGCUUCUGCUGGAAUUAGAACAGCUGGAUACAUGGGCAAACUUGCAACCAGGGCGUCGUUUCCUGUUCUUCGUCCAAGGCACAAAUCGUCCAAGAUAAAUUUGAGUGUCAGGUUCUGAGGAAUCAGUACUAGGAUGCUGCUUGCCUCUGGUGACCACAAUUAAUAGUAUGAGGAAAGCCCCUAAUUAAUAAGUAAUAAAAGUAAUGAACAACAAUUACUGGCCUGAGCUAGUCUAAGGCUUCACUUUGGGAUAAUGAUCAGUAUAAAUAUCUAAGCAGGGUGGACAAGUAGUAAGAGUACC
Messenger RNA from Suhomyces tanzawaensis NRRL Y-17324, 740 nucleotides. RefSeq lists its product as uncharacterized. NCBI's taxonomy places the organism in Eukaryota, Fungi, Ascomycota, Pichiomycetes, Serinales, Debaryomycetaceae. The coding region runs from base 225 to 557 and encodes 110 amino acids. The record is from RefSeq and is a predicted model, not a curated record. The transcript has a single exon.